AUUCUAAUUAAUUGAGGAGUUUAUGAUUGUACCGCUGUCUACCAAGAAUUUCCGUAACUGUGGAGCAGGAAAAAAAGCUUGUGCUUGUUAGGGGUAUCUCUUCCUCGGCAUUUUCUGAAAAUAAGGUCCGUGGUUGUGUCCUGCCGAAUUCCAAACUUAAAAGCUCCCGCGAAAUCCAACGCUCUAUAAGCGCGGGCAGUGGAUAUAAGAAGAAAAGAGGGGGAAGCCAGUGAGUGAGACGUUACGUCUUCAUGCUUGCCCUACCCUCUGGACACUGCGCUACACUAAUACAGAAUUCCAGUAGAAUUUGUGCUUUGAUUAAUCUGUGCUAUUCUACUGCUAAUUUGGAACCACACCCACUUCCCAAUCCCAUUGCUCUAGCAUCACGGAACCUCAAUUCUCUAAGAAAAUGCAAACAAUUCCACGCUUUGGCGGUUGUCCUGGGGCUCUCUCAAGACGUUUUCGUGGCUACCAAGGUCAUCUCUUCUUACUCCUAUUGCGAAAAUCCGGUCGCCGCUCGUCGACUGUUCGAUUCGGUUCUCCGAAAGAAUGUUUGUGUCUACAAUUCUAUGAUAAGUGGAUAUGCUAGAACUGGGUUUGUUGAUGAACCCGUUUGUUUGUUCCGUGAGAUGAGAGCCUGCGGUUUGGAGCCUGACCACUAUACCUAUGCUUCAGUGAUGAAGGUUUUCAGUGAAGUCCAGGAUUUGGAUGGUGGGAGAGGUAUUCAUGGACUGAUUGUCGCCAGUGGAUUUGAUUUGGAUACCGUUGUCGCAAAUUCAGUGAUGAGCAUGUACUGUUCUUCGGGGAGUUUAGCCAACGCACAGCAGUUGUUUGAUGAAAUGUCUCACAGGAAUUUGGUGUCCUGGAAUAUUCUGAUUGCAGGAUAUACGAACUGCUAUGAUGGUGUCACUGUGUGGAACUUGGUGAGGCAGAUGCUGGUAGAGGGAAUCAAGGUCGAUGAUUUCACUUUGGCGAGUUUGUUUGAUUUAUGCGGGAAUUCCGAGCACUUGAAAUUUGGAUUAGAGAUUCACGGUUUUAUUAUUAGGAAUUUGUUGAUGUUUGAUGCUCAUGUUAGUUGUUGUUUGCUCAACAUGUACGCAAAGUGUGGUAGGUUGGAGACGGCUAGGCGGGUGUUUGAUCACAUGGAUAAAAGAAACGUCGUUUCUUGGACUGCGAUGGCAUCAUGUUAUGCUCAGGGAGGGGACAGGAAAGAAUGUCUGCAGAUUUUCCGCCUAAUGCAACUCAUGGAUGGUUUGAAACCCAACCGUGUCUCUCUAGUAAGUGUCCUCCCUGUCUGUGCAUCUCUGGGUGCUUUACUAAAAGGGAAGCAGAUUCAUGGUUUUUCUCUUAGACAUGCAAUGAAUUCAGAUGCUUCUAUGUGUAAUGCAUUAAUAGACAUGUAUUGGAAAUGUGGGAGAUUGGAUUAUGCAGAAAGUGUUUUUCAUCACACUUCACAGAAAGAUGUGAUUUCUUGGAGCUCAAUGAUUUCUGGUUACGGGUUUCAUGGACAUGCAGAGGAAGCUUUUACUUUAUAUGAUAAAAUGCUGAAGCUGGGAAUCAGACCAGUCCACCUAACAUUUCUAGGUAUUAUAUCAGCAUGUAGUAGAUGUGGACUUAUUGAUAAAGGAUUCGAGUAUUAUAAUUCAAUGACGUUAGAUUUUGGAACUAUUCCUUCUUUAGAGAUUUCUUCAUGUAUGAUUGACAUGCUAGGAAGAGAUGGGCAGCUUGAAAGAGCCCUGGAGUUCAUAGAAUCUAUGCCUGUAGACCCUAGUCCUAGCAUGUGGGGUGCUCUAUAUGAUGCUUCUAGGCGUCAUGGGAACCUUGAGAUUGGAAAUAUGAUCUCAGCAAUGCUUUUAAAAAUGGAACCAGGAAAUCCAUCAAACUACAUUGCUCUUUCCAACACUUGUGCAGCUUCUGGGCAAUGGGAUGAUGUUAUUGAAGCGAGAAGAGAAAUGAGAGAGAGGCAUUUGAGGAAAGUUCCUGGCUAUAGUUGGAUUGCAGUUAAUGGUUAGACCUUUUCUCUGUUCUACUGCAGAGGUAUACUUGUGUUGGGUCGUAGCUGAGCAUCUCUAGACCAUCUCACUAGAGAUUAAGAAUCUACUUAUAUCACAGGGUGACACCAGAGAACAGCUUGACUCUAUGUUGCUUUGUGCUGGCAUCAGAUAGCUUCAAUUGAAGACCUAUGAAGAUAGAAGCUGUGUACCAAGAUUGCUCGAGGCAAGCUUGCUGGACAUAUUUUUUUUUCUCUGAUGAGUACUCCAAUGUUUAUACUUAAACACCUGCACUCUUGACGGGCAAAUCUCGGUGAGCCCCUGACUGCCUUUGCCUUAUGAAGACAACAUCAUGGGAAAACUCAGGGUGCUGGCCAAGUUGGGACUUUAGCCAGGUUCUUCAUCCCAACUCCCUUGAUUAACAUUUAAAGGUGACAAUUUGAGUCUUGCAGAGGACUUUUAUCUAGCCCGGGUGAUCAUGGGACAUUCACAUGGGUAAAAAAGUUGGCCUCUGAUACUGAAUGCUAUAUAACUGUAAAGUAGACUGUCUUGUGUACAUGUUGGGCUUGUUACCUCAAGAUCUCUUGUAUUACUGUUGUCUUGGCUGUCUGGAACUAAAGAAUGCAUAAUUUAGCACAGACAAGAGCAACAGAGUCUCUCUUCCAUUUUCUCCUGUGCUAGAAAUUAAAAAGUCCGCCUUCAUGUCCCUAGCGUAUCCAAUAUUUGAUGUCUUUAUCGGUUGGUUUGACUGUUUCUGUGGGAUUCUUAUCAACAUUGUGACAGCAAACUCGUUAUCCAUUGGGUGUCAUCUAUUCUUUUCA
This is a messenger RNA of Nymphaea colorata (pocket water lily), 2812 nucleotides long. RefSeq names its product pentatricopeptide repeat-containing protein At2g13600-like. Lineage: Eukaryota; Viridiplantae; Streptophyta; Magnoliopsida; Nymphaeales; Nymphaeaceae. Gene Ontology annotation, biological process: RNA modification. Bases 252 to 2012 code for a protein of 586 amino acids. The record is from RefSeq and is a predicted model, not a curated record. The transcript has a single exon. Gene Ontology annotation, molecular function: RNA binding; protein binding.